Molecule: messenger RNA, 3411 nt
Organism: Zasmidium cellare ATCC 36951
Lineage: Eukaryota; Fungi; Ascomycota; Dothideomycetes; Mycosphaerellales; Mycosphaerellaceae
Exons: 1
Coding region: 1-3411 (1136 amino acids)
Source: RefSeq, a predicted model, not a curated record
AUGGAUGACACCCAAUCCUACAUCGACGACCGCUGCCCGACAGUCUGGGGACCGCCUUCAGCAAAACCUCGAGAUGUCCUUUACGAAGCCACGCCACACAGGCAGGAGCAGCCCACUCAUCAAGAUGUGCCUCGAUCACUGCCAGCAGGCCUCAAUGGCGUAGCUCCGAGAGAGGGCCGCCGAGUCAAGCCAAUCGAUGGCGCGCUUCUUCGCAAGCUGUUUCAAGCGACGAUGGAGCAAAAGCGGCGAGUUGCAGAGAGGGAAAGAGCUGCACAGCAAGGUUACGGCGAUAUAAGGAAUUCUGCAGACGAAGAGCCAGCUCUGAAGGGCUUCUAUGUACCAAAGAGCUAUCACCCCAGCGCGAAGGGCGGUGAGCGAGUGGGAAAGGAGAAGAGCAAAACGCGUCCCCAGAAUAAGACGAAAAAGGAGACAACAGACAAGAAAGUAGGAGCAGAGAAGAAAGACAAGAAGAAAGCUCCUGCGAGUGUGGCGCCAGCUGCAGCAGACUCGCCAGUCUCCGAUGUUUUGCAAGAAGAACAUGAGGGUUCAGCGCAGGAUGACGACGUCAAGGCAUCUUCAGAAGUGCGACCUGAACCAGAGACACAGAAGGCAACACGGAAGGAAAAGUCAAAGCGCAAGGGAAACCAAGGCCCGAGCCAAGGACAGGAACAGCCGGCAAACAAGCCAAGCAAGAAGGAAAAGAAGAAGCAGAAGCAAGCUGAGAACUCAAAAGCAAAUUCGGGUGCAGAAACAGCAGAGGCGCUCAUGUCGGGUGGUCUUUUGGCAGAGAACAACGAGACGAGCUCAAACCGAGACGGCGCGGCACACCUGGACGACUUUAUCGAAGUAGGCGAAGGUCGGUGCCAGUCGUGGGAGCAGAAAGCGCCCGAACCACGCUCACCUUCAAGAGCAGGUACAGUCCACCUUCAGCCUACCGUCGAGUCAGUGACAUCCUCAAGAUCGAGCAAGCGUGGCAAGAUCUCCUCAAAGCCCCAGUCAACAAGAUCAGUACCCCAUGAGUCUUUCCCAACAGCAGAGCCCUGGUCUACAGAAGUCGAUAAGCCUGCCACCUUUGUCAGCUGGGAAGAGAUCGGACAAGGUGUGGUAGGUGAGGAUGUAGUCAGGGUCGCCUUGAGGAUCGCAUCGUCGAAACACAGCUCCAAGGCUCGGUCAGGGAAUGUCUUUGAAGGAUUCGAUCAUGCUUGGGAUGUACCAGAAGAAGAUGAGGUCGUUUCUAGGCACCAUUCUUCGAAGACUGAAAUGAGGCAUGCUUCGGACAGAAGUUCAAAGGGCCACCGAUCGAAAGGUCGACAUUCGAGGCAUUCGAGACAUUCUCGAGUAUCACAUCACUCACAGACGCCUGUCGGAAACGGUGAGCACCAAGAUCAAUUGUGGCAAGAAGAAGAGCCGGCCAACACUAGAUCGAAGGCGUCGAGCAGGAGAACAGUGGUACCAACUGUGGCGAAUGACAUGGACCCUUGGACGCAGGGCGGCCUAGAUGAGGUUGCCUCUCGACAAAGCUCCUCCAAGCACGGCUCAAGAGUUCGUUCACAGCUGACUUUCGAGGAAGUUGGAGAAGGUUGGGCUGAAGCUCCCCCGGAAGUGCUAAGAUCUGGGAAAUCGGCAGUGUCAACCCAUUCCAAACCGUUCUCUUUUCAUGAGACUCGAGGCGCUAGUCAAGCGUGGUCUCAGCGGAGUUCAGAGAGAGAGCGGCGAUCUACUGCCGGCACCUUCGAGGAGAUCGGGAAAGGCUGGAAGGAUCCAGAUGGUGUUGAAGCCCUAGCUCGCAGUCGUCAAACCAGUCUUCGGUCACGAGAGGUAUCAAGCCACGCAUGGAAUGCUCAUGAGCAGGGUCAAAGUGAGUCAGGGCCUCCUCAAUCUGGACAGGACUCAGAGAAAGGCAACGGAACAUGGGAAGAGAUCGAAGAGCAUACCUCUGCCGUUCGCUCGACCGAAUCUGCCGGGCGUUCGCACAGCACGAGCCAUUAUGAGAGAGAUCGUGAAGAAGUACGACCGACAGUCUUCGCCGGCAAGGGCUGGAUCUCACCUCACCCUCUGAGCCGCUCGCCCACCGAGAUGGCAUCUCCGCCUCAAUCGAAGAUCGUCCUUCCCAGUCAGGCGUACCCACACGGCGCAACCAUGACCUAUGAGCAAUGGCAAGCAUUGCAGGAAGAAGGGAUGCGUCGAAACAUCUCCCCGACAGAAAGCCAUCUAACCAUCAAUGCGAGACGUGCUCAGAGUAGGCAUAGAUUUGCGGGUUGGGGAGCGCAUUCUUCUGACGGGCAUCGCUUCGAGGAGAGCAUUCGCGAAGAUGAAGCUGAGGCUUCUGUGAGUGGCCCUGCCAGCUAUCGUGUACCGAGCAUGGACAGUGAGCGGAGCAGUGGUGGGUUGUUGUCUGAUGAGCGUCCACCAACCCAGGAGGAUACGUAUGUCCACGACCUAGCUCACAAAAGCACCUGGGGAGGGACAUGGGAAGAACAGCAUGCGUCAGAGCGGAGCGAGCAAAGUAGACAACACAGCCGGGUGCAGACGCUCUCUGAAUGGUCGCACGAACACUCCGGAUCGAAGCAAGCUCAUGAUGGAUCUGGACUGACUGGCGAGGGUGGGAGUCGGGACAGCAGUCGACCAAGCAGCCAGCACGAUAGCGAUCACAAUCUACACCGCAGUAGUCGACAGAGUAGAAGGCAGAGUGGUAGCCACAGAAGCAGUCGACACAGCAGUCACAAGCACAGCCAUCACAGUGACAAGCGGUCAGAGUCUGUUCGAAGUCAACCGCAGUCAGUCGGCUGGGGCAGGCUCUCUCUUGGGACUGCUAGAUCUCGGAAACCAAAGCGCCAUGAGAGUGAGAGUCACAAGAGCCAUCGUAGCAGUCACCAUACGGGUCGACGCUCAUCAUCAUACCAGAGCAAGACCGUAUCGGACGACUCGAAAGCGUCUUCCCACGACACUGGGGAGAGUGGUCACACCACACGGCACAGUGACGGACAUAGCAGCCACCGGCACAGUCGACACAGCAACGACCGUUCGGCAUCGGCUCAGAGCGAGGCUCACGCAGCAGACUCGACUCAAUCACCGCAUUCCUCCGUCAAUUCCCGCCACAAGUCCAGCCAUCACAGCAGCAACCAUCGAAGCCACCGCACCUCUCACCGCACUCCAUCCGCCCAAAGCAGUGCACGCCCAAGCUCCAUCCACCACGCCUCAGCAGCAUCCAUGAGCUCCAACGAGCGCAUGCAAGAAGUCAUGGAAGAAGGCCGCAACGUCUGGAGCGACAUCCCUCAAUACGACGGCACCGUAUCGGAUCGCGAGCAGUACAUCGAGCGGAGCGAUCUCUCCGCCAUCCCGACGAGUCAGUUGUAUUGGAAGAGGUAUCGAGGGGAUGGGGAGGAUAGUGGGGUUGAGAGGUGGGAAUAA